AGAUGCUUCUGGGUCGCGGCGGCUGGAGCAGUGUGGUCCGUGCGUUUCAGCUUGAGCGCCUAGAGCCGGAGCACCCCGACGAGGGAUGGCGGCCACCGGGACCGCCGCGGCCACGGGCAGGCUCCUCAUCCUGCUGUUGCUCGGGCUCACGGCGCCCGCCGCGGCGUUAGCCGGCUACAUCGAGGCUCUUGCAGCCAAUGCCGGAACUGGAUUUGCUGUUGCUGAGCCUCAAAUUGCAAUGUUUUGUGGGAAGUUAAACAUGCAUGUGAACAUUCAGACUGGGAAGUGGGAACCUGACCCAACGGGCACCAAGAGCUGCUUAGGAAGAAAAGAAGAAGUUCUUCAGUACUGUCAGGAGAUGUAUCCAGAGCUGCAGAUCACAAACGUGAUGGAAGCAAACCAGCCAGUCAGCAUUGACAACUGGUGCCGAAAGGACAAGAAACCAUGCAAGAGUCACAUCGUUAUCCCUUUCAAGUGUCUUGUGGGUGAAUUUGUCAGUGAUGUUCUGCUAGUUCCGGAAAAGUGCCAGUUUUUCCACAAAGAACGAGUGGAGGUGUGCGAGAACCACCAGCACUGGCACACUGUAGUCAAGGAGGCAUGUCUGACUCAGGGAAUGACCUUAUAUAGCUAUGGCAUGCUGCUGCCUUGUGGGGUAGACCAGUUCCACGGCACUGAAUACGUGUGCUGCCCUCAAACAAAAGAGGAGGAGGAGGAGGAGGAGGAAGAGGAAGAGGAAGAGGAAGACUAUGAUAUUUAUAAAAGCGAAUUUCCUACUGAAGCAGAUUUGGAAGACUUCACAGAAGCAGCUGUGGACGACGACGACGAGGACGACGACGAUGAGGAAGGGGAGGACGUGGUGGAAGACCGCGAUUACUACUACGACACCUUUAAAGGGGAAGACUACAACGAGGAGAGCCCAACCGAGCCGGGCGGCGAGAGCACCGUCCCCGACAAGGAGGUCACUCACGAUGUCAAAGCUGUCUGCUCCCAGGAGGCCAUGACGGGGCCCUGCCGGGCCGUGAUGCCUCGUUGGUACUUCGACGUCUCCAAGGGAAAGUGCAUGCGCUUUAUAUAUGGCGGCUGCGGCGGCAACAGGAACAAUUUUGAGUCUGAGGAUUAUUGUAUGGCUGUGUGUAAAGCGAUGAUUCCCCCGACUCCUCUGCCCACCAAUGACGUGGACGUGUACUUCGAGACCUCUGCCGACGACAACGAACAUGCCCGCUUCCAGAAGGCUAAGGAGCAGCUGGAAAUUCGGCACCGCAAUCGAAUGGACAGGGUAAAGAAGGAAUGGGAAGAGGCAGAGCUUCAAGCCAAGAACCUCCCCAAAGCAGAGAGGCAGACGCUCAUUCAGCAUUUCCAAGCCAUGGUGAAAGCCUUAGAGAAGGAAGCAGCGAGCGAGAAGCAGCAGCUGGUGGAGACGCACCUGGCUCGGGUGGAAGCCAUGCUGAACGACCGCCGGCGGAUGGCUCUGGAGAAUUACCUGGCCGCCCUGCAGUCCGACCCGCCACGGCCAUAUCGCAUCCUCCACGCCUUGCGGCGGUAUGUCCGUGCCGAGAACAAAGAUCGCCUGCAUACCAUCCGUCAUUACCAGCAUGUGCUGGCUGUUGACCCAGAAAAGGCCGCCCAGAUGAAAUCACAGGUGAUGACACAUCUCCAUGUGAUUGAAGAAAGGAGGAACCAAAGCCUCUCCCUGCUCUACAAAGUACCUUACGUCGCCCAGGAAAUUCAAGAGGAAAUCGAUGAGCUCCUCCAGGAACAGCGUGCGGACAUGGACCAGUUCACGGCCUCCAUCUCCGAGAGCCCAGUGGAUGUCCGGGUGAGCUCCGAGGAGAGCGAGGAGAUCCCGCCGUUCUACCCCUUCCACCCCUUCCCGGCCUUGCCUGAGAACGAAGACACUCAGCCGGAGUUGUACCACCCAAUGAAAAAAGGAUCUGGAGUGGCAGAGCAGGACGGGGCACUGAUUGGUGCGGAAGAGAAAGUGAUUAACAGUAAGAAUAAAGUGGAGGAACAUAUGGUCAUCGACGAGACCCUGGAUGUUAAGGAAAUGAUUUUCAAUGCCGAGAGGGUCGGAGGCCUUGAGGAGGAGCCGGAAUCCACGGGGCCUCUGCGAGAGGACUUCAGCCUGAGCAGCAGUGCCCUCAUCGGCCUGCUGGUCAUUGCAGUGGCCAUCGCCACAGUCAUCGUCAUCAGCCUGGUGAUGCUGAGGAAGCGGCAGUACGGCACCAUCAGCCACGGGAUCGUGGAGGUGGACCCCAUGCUGACCCCAGAAGAGCGUCACCUGAACAAGAUGCAGAACCACGGAUAUGAGAACCCAACCUACAAGUACCUGGAACAGAUGCAGAUUUAAGUGACAGGGCCGUGGCCCCCUGGCCGGAGCGGGGUGGUGCAGGUGGGCCGGAAGAGGCCCAACUUCGGGCUCGACACCGACCAGCAGCCGCUGCCCGAGGGCUUCGGCUGCCAUCCUGACCUCCCGUGUCGUUAAGACUAUGAAGUACUACUGUAGAAUUGCAAUUCCAUUCUUUUAAAUGGGUGAAAAAAUGUUAAUAUAACAGUAUAUGAUAUAUAAACCUUAAGUGAAAUGGAAAGAUCUAUUACAGAUAUUUGACUGAUGCCGUUUUCUUUUUAAAUUAAUCAGAAGAAAACCCACUUCUCUUGUAUCGUCUCUCACAUGCGCUGUCUCUAUGGAAACUGUUGAUUUUCAUCUGUAGACUGUAUACGCAGACCGUUUGUUCCAGUUGCAUUGUACACGCCGACUCUCUAGGCCCCUUCACUGUCCUGGUUUUUAUUAGGGGAAACACAAGACCAGCAGGAGAGAAGGCAGCACUGUCUCUUAAAAAUGCGCUCCGAAAGCUGCCGAGAACGGGAGUGGAACCAGGGACCUGCCGACCGCCCCUGCGGCUCCCGACGCCCUCUGAGUGGUGUUAGAGGACCGGUGCGACUGCUGUGUGGCCGGCGAGGUUCAAGGCCUGGCGCCCAGCAUCUCAGAGCCGGGCCCGCCGCUGCUUUCCUUCCAAAUCCAGUUCUUCCACGGAGCAAGCCGCCAGCGUGUGUCCGCUCCCGCCGCCGGCUGCCUGUAGCUCUUUACCCUUCACCUCCCCUCCCACGUCCACCCACGCGUGUGGUCUCUUCCCUCCUCGGACGUUUCCCACCCACGGCACCGGCUCCUGGCCCUCUGCCAGUCCCUCGGAGAAGACCCCAGGACGCGGGCGGCCGGCGGCGGAGGACGUGGGCGGUGUGUUGCUGCGGCGUGGGCGGAGUGCGGGCAGUGCGUGAAGCGGCCGUGUGGGCGCCGCCGAGAGCCUGGCAGGUUUUGUUCCCUUCACGAGUCUUUGUAAAGCUUGUAUAGUUGACGCUGACGCUCACGGCUCCUUCCUUUCUUUUUUCUUCUUUUUAAUAUGAAGGUUCUGGUAACCUGUGGUGUAUUUUUGUUUUGCUUUCCUGUGACUUUUUUUUUUUUUUCUCCUUCCUCUCCUUUGACCCCAUCCAUGUCUCUUCCCACUAUGCACAGAUUAAACUUCACCUGCAAACUCCUUAAUCUGAUCUGUGGAGAAUGUACAGCGUUUAAACACAUCAAUAAAAUACUUUAACUUCCA
Messenger RNA from Lepus europaeus (European hare), 3593 nucleotides. It is a transcript of the gene APLP2, whose product is annotated as amyloid beta precursor like protein 2. The transcript has 18 exons. Gene Ontology annotation, molecular function: heparin binding; transition metal ion binding; serine-type endopeptidase inhibitor activity. The record is from RefSeq and is a predicted model, not a curated record. Bases 86 to 2347 code for a protein of 753 amino acids. Gene Ontology annotation, cellular component: membrane. Gene Ontology annotation, biological process: central nervous system development; axonogenesis. NCBI's taxonomy places the organism in Eukaryota, Metazoa, Chordata, Mammalia, Lagomorpha, Leporidae.